Messenger RNA from Triticum aestivum (bread wheat), 1887 nucleotides. RefSeq names its product transcription factor PIF3. The record is from RefSeq and is a predicted model, not a curated record. Gene Ontology annotation, molecular function: DNA-binding transcription factor activity; protein dimerization activity. Lineage: Eukaryota; Viridiplantae; Streptophyta; Magnoliopsida; Poales; Poaceae. The transcript has 7 exons. The coding region runs from base 445 to 1461 and encodes 338 amino acids. Gene Ontology annotation, biological process: regulation of DNA-templated transcription.
GGCAGCAGGCAGAAGAGGAAAACCAAACAGUCCAUCCAGCCCGCUAGCUGACACGCCACCCCCGCACGGCCGCACCCGAGCAGAGGAGAGGGGGUAAAAGUUUGCUUGUCUCAAAAAAAAAAAGGAGAAAAAAGGUUUGCGCCAAAAACAAACGGCACCCGAAGCGGGCAAGCAGCGGGCGGGCGCAAGCAAGCGCGAGGCAGGCAGGCCACCACCCGCCCGCGCCGCGGCAGCGCAGCAGCGCGGCAUGGGCGCAACACUAAAAAGAAGCGACGCCACCUCCUCCCCCCGACCCCGACCCCGAGCCGAGCCCCUCUCUCUCCUCCCCCGCUCCCCACGAGCGCGAGCCCUUCUCUCUCCUCCUGCUCCGCGGCGAGCGGUGGCGAGGAGCCGCGGGGUCUCGGCGUGAUCUGGCCGGUAGAAGGUGGAAGGUGGCCGGGCGGGAUGGAGGAGCGGCAGGAUGGAGGGUUUGGAGGGGGCGGGGGCGGGGCGGUGAGGGAGCUGGUGCUGAUGCAGCAGGAGCGGCGGCGGCGGCGGGAGGAGGAGGAGGAGGAGGUGCGGCGCCAGAUGUUCGGGGGAGGGGCCGCGUUCCACGCGGCGGCGGCCGCGGCCGCGCUGGGCCAGCAGCAGCAGCACCAGCACCAGGCGGCGGAGUACGGCGAGCUCGGGGGCGGCGCCGGAGGCGCGUUCUACGAGAGCGAGGCGGGCGGGUCGUCCGAGCCCGAGCCGCACGGGACGUCCUCCGACCGACCGCGCGGGGGCGGGGGGUCCGGCAGCAAGCGCACCCGCGCCGCCGAGGUGCACAACCUCUCCGAGAAGCGGCGGAGGAGCAGGAUCAACGAGAAGAUGAAGGCGCUGCAGAGCCUGAUACCCAAUUCCAACAAGACUGACAAGGCGUCGAUGCUUGACGAGGCCAUUGAGUAUCUGAAGCAACUGCAGCUCCAAGUACAGAUGCUGUCUAUGAGAAACGGCGUUUACUUGAACCCAUCGUAUCUAUCUGGAGCACUUGAGCCUGUGCAAGCAUCACAAAUGUUUGCAGCACUUGGUGUUAGUGGGAGAAAUGUAGCGGCACCAAGCUCCGGGGCAGUAGCACCACCUGUAAACCAAAGUUCAGGAGCUCGUCAUUCGUUCGAUCUGAUGAAUUCUCCUCAACAAAAUCAACCACAGCCUCUUGUGUUACCAAGCUGUCCUAAAACAACCAUUCCAGAGCCUCCGUUUCACUUGGAGCCGUCACAGUCCCACCUUCAAUCAUUUCAGUUGCCUGAAUCCUCAGAGAUGAUGUUGCGAGGGGAGUUGAUGCUGAAGCAUCACCUAACAUCAGCUCAGGACAGAGCUGAUCCACCAGGAAACAAGAUGAACUCAUUAAGGCAAGAAUCAUCCAUGUUGAACCAUUUUGAUGGAUGCUCACGUAGCAAAGAGCAGUCACAUGAUAUGGUACCGGCAAAUACACGGCAUGUGUAGCAGCUUAGGAAGUGAUUAGCAGUAACACUGCAGUCGGCACGCGAAGGCGACGUAGUUCAGCGAUCUAACCGGCAAGUCCGACAGUCGAAGCUUUGCCAAUCAUUGACCUUUCCGUUACCGCUCUAUAUAGUUGUACGUUAAUUCUUGAAGCGGCCUGAGCGCUUCAUCAAUCGGUAGUAGUAGUAGCUAGAGAGAAGAACCCUGUAAAAUAUUGCUCAUCAGAUGAUGCUCCUUUUUUCCAGUCCAUUUGAAGGCCUCAAGACUAGCAGGUAACUGAGACUAGUCUGCCAUAAUAUGUUUUAUGAUGAGCAGCAGCACAGACCGUGCUGCUUGUAAGCAUCGACAAUGCCCCUCAAUACGAGGCAGUCCAGUAGCCAGUGCUCCUGGCAAAUUCAGAAUAUAUUCUGCCGGGAACUUUUUGAAUUU